Danaus chrysippus (African queen) is the source of this 1716-nucleotide messenger RNA. The record is from the annotation of a GenBank genome assembly. NCBI's taxonomy places the organism in Eukaryota, Metazoa, Arthropoda, Insecta, Lepidoptera, Nymphalidae.
AUGAGGUGCUUCGUUGUGUUAUUUUUAUCUGUGAGCCUCGCCUUCGAGACGGCGGCGGAGGCGUAUGUCAGGACAUGUGAACCCAUUAAAGUGGCUAUGUGUAAGAACAUUGGAUAUAACCAGACUGGAAUGCCGAAUUUGGCUCGGCAUACCCUACAAGCUGAUGCCGAUGUGACUCUUCAGACAUUCAGCCCGUUAGUUCAGUACGGAUGUUCAUCACAGUUGCAUUUGUUUUUAUGUGCGGUUUACGUUCCAAUGUGUACGGAUAAAGUCGCUUUACCGAUCGGGCCGUGCCGGGGUCUAUGCGAGAGUGUUUACACAAGGUGUUAUCCAGUAUUACGGGGUUUCGGUUUCCCCUGGCCGGCUGAGUUAGAUUGUUCUCUAUUCCCGGCUGAAAAUAAUCACGAGCACAUGUGCAUGGAAGGUCCAGGGGAACGAGCUCCUCCCAUUGGAAAUAUUCCUUUGGAUGCAACAAAUGCUGGUAGAGGCGCAUGUCGAAGACUUUUGAAACCAAAUAACUGGGUGUAUGUUCGAGGUUCUGGACGUUGUGCACAGUUCUGUGAUGCAGAAGUUUUGUGGGAGGCAGGAGAGAGGAAAGCUGCUGAAGUGUGGCUCGCGACUUGGGCGGCACUUAGCUUCGCCUGUACACUAGCAGCAGUUGGAGCUCAAUUGGCGUGUGGAGAUCGUGGUGGUGCUGGAGAAAGAGCCCUUGUCUUAGUAGCUCUAUGCCGUUGUGCUGCUGCCGCUGGUUGGGGGGUUCGUGCUGCAGCCGGGAGAACUGCCGCUGGUUGUGCCAAGGAUUCUACAUCACCCACUCGAAUGCUGCUAGCCCACGACGGACUGGCAAAUCCUAAUUGCGCUGUCGUGUUUCUAUUGCUGUAUUAUUUCGGCUUAGCAGCAUCUGUUUGGUGGGUAGUAGCGGCGGGGGCUUGGCGUGCGAGUGUAUUACGUCCACCAACGACCCCAGCCUCUAGGAAUGAUCGUCAUUCUUCGUUACUUCAACUAGCAGCAUGGGGUGUUCCCGCGGCGUUAGCUGCAGCAGUACUUGUUACUAGAGAUGUCGAUGCUGAUGAACUAACAGGUACUUGCUUUGUCGGGAACCAGUCUAGUAAAUCGUUAUUGGCGCUGGUGAUCAUCCCAGAAGCGAUAUGCUUGUUGUUAGGCAGCGUUUUUCUUGCUUCUGGACUGCGAUCGGUUCUUCGUCGUCCGGUUCCUAUUCCGGGUCCAACAUCAUUACUGAAUACUCCCGCGCCAGCCCAUCAAGAUCAGAGUUUGUUAAGACUAGGAGCAUUCGCCGCACUAUAUGCUGUACCAUCAGCAUGUAUCUUAACGACAUGGAUAUAUGAAUAUAUUUUGAGAGAGGAUUGGUUGUCAGCGCCAGUACCUUCAAGCGAACCAUCAACGCAGCCGCGACCAUCUCUAUGGGUGUUCCUAUUCAGAAUAUUCGCAACCCAAGUGCUUGGAGUAAUGGUUGCUAUAUGGAUAGCGACGCCGCGCUUAAAGGCUUUAUGGAGAAGGAUCUCUGGUCCGAGAAAACCAGCCUUAUCCAAAUGUCCUGCUCCCGCCCCCGCCCCGCUAACACUGCAAUGCUACUCCACACAUUCUCAUUCUUUGACCCGACAUCCUCAAAAGUACGCUACAUACAGACCUCCACAACAACAAUCCUAUAGAAAGCCGCGGCAUUAUCACUACUCGGCCGGUGAAACUAUUCUAUGA